Molecule: messenger RNA, 1714 nt
Organism: Cornus florida
Lineage: Eukaryota; Viridiplantae; Streptophyta; Magnoliopsida; Cornales; Cornaceae
Product: ammonium transporter 1 member 3
Exons: 1
Coding region: 55-1449 (464 amino acids)
Biological process (GO): ammonium transmembrane transport; ammonium homeostasis
Cellular component (GO): membrane
Molecular function (GO): ammonium channel activity
Source: RefSeq, a predicted model, not a curated record
CUUCUUUGAACACCAACCAUCUCUCUCUCUCUCUCUCUCUCUCUCCUGCUUGCAAUGGAGGUCUCAUGGGAAACCAGUGUCACAGAUUCAAUAAACACCAUUUACCUUCUAUUUUCAGCUUACCUUGUUUUUGUAAUGCAGCUUGGCUUUGCUAUGCUAUGUGCUGGCUCUGUCCGAGCCAAGAAUGCCAUGAACAUUAUGCUCACCAAUGUGGUUGAUGCUGUUGUUGGUAGCAUCUCCUACUACCUCUUCGGCUUCGCUUUCGCCUUCGGAGAUGGUUCCAAUUCAAACCCAUUCAUUGGCACCCAAUUCUUUGCUCUCAAAAACAUUCCCAGUAGCUCCUAUGACUACAGUUUCUUUCUUUAUCAAUGGGCUUUCGCCAUCGCAGUUGCCGGUAUCACCAGUGGCUCCAUAGCUGAGCGUACUCAGUUCAGUGCCUACCUUGUUUUCUCAUUUUUCCUAACUGGUUUUGUUUACCCCAUUGUGGCUCACUGGGUUUGGUCAUCCAGUGGUUGGUUGAGUCCUAGCUCAAGCGACUUGUUGUUUGGCUCUGGUGCAAUUGACUUUGCUGGGAGUGGUGUGGUGCAUUUGGUAGGUGGGAUUGCUGGGCUUUGGGGCUCAUUGAUAGAAGGGCCAAGAGUGGGCCGAUUCGAUGCUUUUGGAAAGCCCGUGUCAUUGCGAGGUCAUAAUGCCACUCUGGUGGUUCUUGGCACAUUUUUGUUAUGGUUUGGGUGGUUUGGAUUCAACCCAGGUUCGUUCGAUAAAAUCCUCGUGUCAUACCCUGACACGACCGAUCAAGGUAACUGGACCGGGGUGGGCCGAACGGCGGUCACGACCACACUAGCUGGUUCAACGGCCGGACUGGUCACCCUAUUCGGCCGACGGUUACUAGUGGGCCAUUGGGAUGCUUUAGAUGUGUGCAACGGCUUGCUCGGUGGGUUCGUGGCGAUCACGUCGGGCUGCUCGGUGGUGGAGCCUUGGGCUGCCAUCGUGUGCGGAUUCGUUGCGGCUUGGGUCUUGAUUGGGCUCAAUAUGUUGGCACUAAAAUUGAAAUUUGACGACCCGUUGGAGGCUACACAAUUGCAUGGUGGGUGUGGAGCUUGGGGUUUGAUCUUCACGGGCUUAUUUGCAAAAGAGGAGUUUGUUGUUCAAGCCUAUGACUCAGGGGAGAGUGGAGUGACGAGACCAUAUGGGUUCUUGUUGGGUGGGGGGUGGGGUUUGGUUGGAGCCCAAGUGGUUGAGGUUUUGGUGAUUGUGGGAUGGGUUAGUGUUACAAUGGGGCCCCUGUUCUAUGCACUUCAUAAGCUAAGAAUUUUGAGGAUAUCAACUGAGGAGGAAAUUGCAGGUCUUGACAUCUCCAGCCAUGGAGGCUACGCUUACACUGCUCAUGCAGAGGACACCGGUCCUCGCUUUUAUGGCGAGUACAUGCGCAUGCAAGCUCAAUCCUGAUUCAAUGGCCAUAUCUAUCUCUGUCUGGACAUUCAUUUUGUUUUUCUUUUAUUCUUUUCAUUUUACCAAGAAUUUGUAAGAACUUCAAUUAAUUUUUUUUUUUUUUUCCCUGAAAGAUUUGUAAUAACUUCAGUUUAUUAUUAUUUAAUUAGAAAAGUGUACUCAAACCCCUAAAAACACUGGUUAUCUUCUAUCAUAAUGGAAUCAUAAAACAAUAUGUAUAUGACCAAAUAACUGAAAGAAAAUUUUGUUUAGUUGAGUUGGA